Spodoptera litura is the source of this 21602-nucleotide messenger RNA. NCBI's taxonomy places the organism in Eukaryota, Metazoa, Arthropoda, Insecta, Lepidoptera, Noctuidae. The record is from RefSeq and is a predicted model, not a curated record.
AUGACAGAUAAAAUACAAGAAGACAUAAACAAAGAAAUUGGAAAUAUUAUAGAUGAUUCUAUUAUUCCUGAGAAAGUCCCAGAAAGUAAAGUCCUUGAUAUGAAAGAUGAAGUAGCUGAUAUUGUUGCUGGACUGCAUUUAGAUGAAUACAUGCGUGAAUAUGUAGUUAAAGAUUGGAUAAAAGAACUAUUAACAAAAAAUGUAGAAGAUAUUGUUAACAGCUUUCCAACUGAUUCUAAAAAUAAAGCAAAGGUUAAUAAAGAUAUAGAGAAAGUGUUAGUUCACAGUUUAUACAUACCCAUAACAGACACAAUAAAAACUAAUAUAAGACGGGACAUAAUCAAUGUUGUCGAUAAAAUGGGUAUCGAUGAUGAAGAAAGCAGUGAAGUUAAAAGGCGAUUAUCAUCAGCGCUAGCGAAAGGCAUGGACAAAAAAAUGGCUGUUGGCAAAGAUCUAGAUCAAAUAAAAUCAGCUUUACAACAAAUAAUUAAAGAAGGAGUUGGGAAUGCGCCGAUACCAGAAUACACACAGGACUUAUUAGGGCAAGAAACUGAAGAUAUUUUAAAUGAAAAUCUAAUCCAACCAAUAACUGACGAAAUGAAAAGUAAUAUACAUGAUCAAAUAGAUAUUAUUCUUGAAGAUGCUAAAGUUGAAAGCGAAAAAUGUAUGAAAAAAUUAAUUAGUACCAUUGAAAGAAAUCUGAGAGACAUAAGAUCAAAAAUAAAAGGCGAUUUAGAGGCAAAGAAGGCAAAGGAAAUAAUGCUAGAAAGGGUAAGACAAAAGAUUGAUGAAUCAUCUGUUGAUAAACAAAAGAAAUUAGAACUAAAGUCAAAUUUGGAUAAAAUAACUGCUGAUUACUUAAGUAUGCCUUUCACGGGUAAAGUACGUGAUGAUUUUGAAGAAGAUAUAGAGAAAAUAGUCAAAGACCUUGCUGUAGCUGGAGUUGGGGAAAAAAGGUCUAAAAGAAUAUCUAUAAGUGUAGACGAAAGUGCCGAAGGAGAAAUACAAGAUCGGAAACUAACACUGUAUAUACAAGAUCUAGAAAACGAAACUCAAAAAAGCAUUUUAACAAAACUUAAAAAGGCUAUAGAUGCCGCACCGAUAUAUGCAGAUAAAAAGAGAGAAGCAAAGAAAAACCUUUUAAAUACUGCAAAAGAUUACUUUGAUAAACCAUUGACAGAGGACAGCCUAAGGGAUUUGAAAGAUGAUUUAAUUGAUAUCCUUGAUGAACUACAAUUAUCGAAAGAUACUAGGGAUAAAAUGCUACAACAACUAUCAAACUCGGUUGACGAACUUAUGAAAUCAUUGAAAAGGAGAUCCUUAGACCCCCAAGAAAACAUUAAAGUUAAUGUAUUACAUGCAAUCAAAAAUACUGUAAACUAUGCAACGAUACCUAAAGAUAAAAAGCUCGAAUUGAAAAACCAACUUACAGAAAUGGCUGUACGGGUGUUUAACACAACACCAAUGGAAUAUAUUCUAGAUGCUCUCCAAGAUGGAGCUGGUGACAUUCUUGAUGACUAUCCUUUAAUAAGAGAUAAGAAAAUCAAAUUGAGACGUGAUUUAGAAGACAGCAUAGAAGAAUAUCUGGGUUCGUGUGAAUAUUAUUACCCGAAUGUACCGACAAGAUUUAUUUGCGGAGGUAUAAUACCAGACUUUCACGUUCAAAAAGAAGAGAGGAAAUUACUGCUUAUGGAAGAUAUAAAUAGAAACAAAUUAAAAAAGAGUAUUCUCCAAAGUAUCGAAGAAGUCAUUGACAAAUGUCGUCUGCCUAUGAAGAAAAAAGAAAGUUUAAAAGAAAAAUUAAGUAAAACAAUAGAUAAAGCUGUUAGGACGUCAGUUCCUAAAGAUGUGGAAGCAGAUUUGAAAGACGGUAUCUAUGAUGUACUUGAUGGAACAUUAAUGUUUGAGUCUGACAAAUAUAAAGUUAAAGAUGAUUUAACGAACGUGGUAGAUCAGAAAAUGGAAGAUAUUCGAAGGUUUAGGGCUGAUGAAAGCGAUACAGAGGGACAACGCUUACAAAACUUUUUCUAUAAUCUAGAAAAGGCUUUAGGUGAUGCCCUAAUACCUAUAUCUAAAAAGAACACUCUAAAAAACAAAUUAAAAAUUUUAUCCGAUACUGGUUUCAAACCACCAUUCUCUGAAGGUGCCCAAAACAUUAUAAUAGAAGGAGUCGACGAGAUUUUAGACGAAUUGCUAUCAAAAGACGCAAGGAAAAAAAAUAGAAAGGAAUUGCGGGAUAUAUUAGCCACAGGAAAAAACAAACAAAAUGUGCAAGAACAGAUAAAACUUAAAAAAAUGAAAGCAUUGCCCACUAAACCCAGUGGAGCGACACAACCAGAUGAAGAUAUUAAAGAAAGUGAACCUAAAACAUUACAUGAUUUCUUCAAACUAAUUGAGAACGAAAUCAAUGAAUCUCAUAUCUUUAGAAAGAAAAAAGUUGAAUUAGGAAUUAAUUUGCAUAAAAUAGCAAAUGAUCUUUUAGACAAUUCUUGGUCUGAAGAUGUUAAAGAUGAGUUGAAACGUGGAAUUAGUAAUAUACUGGAUGACUUACUUAUAAGUAGAGCUAGAAAGCAUAGACUGAAAUCAAAUUUUGAAACAUUGAUUGAUGAACCUUCAGAGGCUUCCAGCAGUCUAGAAACGUGGACAGAUGUGAAAGAGUUACAAAAAUAUCCGCUAGAAAUAUUCUUCCAUAAACUUGAAGAAAUAAUAGAUGAAAAUCCCGUCCCUGUCAGGAAAAACAAGAUACUGAAGAAGAAAUUAAAAGAUUUGUCGUCUCCAGGUUUUAAACAACCAUUUACUAGGAAACAGAGAACCGCGGUUUAUGACAUCUUAGACGCUCUACCGUUAUCACGUCAGGAGAAAAGCCAAUUUUUAAAAGAAUUAGCUGAUAUAUUUGGCGUAGUUUGGACUAAGGGAAAAGAAAGCGAUAGAUCAAAACCUCCUUCAUCAUAUACAGAAAAAAGAUUUGAAAAUACGGAUGAUCGAUUCGAAGACUUCUUUAAUAAAUUUGAGGAGGUUAUAGAUGAAAACCCGCUUCCUGAAUAUAAAAAGAAAGUACUGAAGAGAAAACUGAAAGAGCUAUGCACCUCAGGCUUUAGGCAACAGUUUAGUAGACUUUGGAGAAACGGAGUUUAUAAUAUCUUGGAUGUCCUGACGUUAUCCGAGGAAGAAAAGAGUGGAAUCCUAAAGGAAUUGGGUGAUAUCUUAUGUAUAGAUUUAAAUACAGACAACGAAAGCGAAAUGGCAACAUCUUUGCAAACACAUGCUGCUAAACCAGAUAAAAAAGAAUCUAGUAAACUAUUUCUAUUGGACGAACGUGUUAUAACUAAAGCGAGAGAAAGCAUAGUGAAAAAUAUUGAACGAAGAAUCAAAGAAACAUUCAUGCCUGGAUCCAAGAAAGCAAUAUUGAUAGGAAGAUUACACAAGUUAGCUUCUAAUGAACUCCAGAAGCCUCUGUCUGAGAACGGGCAAGAAUACGUGAGACAAGAUAUAGCCGAUAUUAUUAACAAACUGCCUAUUGACGAAGCAGAAAAAGACGAACUUAUGCAGAUGGUUGAAGAAAAUAUUGAGAUUUUAAAGGAUCUCAAUACAGACGAAGACUAUUCACACAAACAAAUUCAAGAAAGUAUUUCUAGCGCGCUUGACUAUAUUGUGAAUAAAACGCUAAUAGUUGAAGAGAAGAAGAUGUAUUUAAAGAAGAAACUUAGAAAAUUGGUUGACAAAACGUUUGAAGAAGUGUCACCUGACAAUGUUCAUGGUGCACUUAUAGACGGCGUUAAUGAUAUUGUUAAUGAAGCAGAACUAGCCAAAGCUAAGAGAGACAAACUAAAAGGUAUAUUAAUGGAAGCUAUCGAUGAUAAUAUUGGGGACUUGCGAGACGAUGAAAUAGAUACAACUGAAGACAGUAGGGAAAGUAAUAUAUAUUCAGUGCCGAUGAGACAAGUGAAUGACACAAAAACAAGAACCAUAGAAAUUAGUACUGACUUGGCUCCAUUUGAUGAAUACGAUAAUUUUGGAACAAAAACUAACAAAGAGAGAAGAUAUCGUAGUAAAGAUUCGAUGCCAUUACAAAUGAAAUUAUUGGAAGUAGUAGAUGAUUCGAUAGCAGACAUGCGAGGACAAACAAUAGGCAUAGAAGCUAACCCAAUAAUUUAUAGAAAAGGUACUGUUGAAAAAUACACACAUCCAACAGAAGAAGCACAGAAAUUUAAAAAAAGAGGUAGUGUUUUGAAGAAUUGUGAAGAGAGAUUUGAAAAAUGGCCUUUACUACACAUGGAGCUCAAUUCUGAGACAUUAGACGAAGGUAACACAGACGAUGACACAGCUGACUUGGUAGAAGAUAUCCCUCUAGAUAAGACUAAGAAACAUGAGUCAGCCAAAGUAGGAAAUGAAAGUUUAGUAAGACUACACGGAAAGCAACCAAACAGAGAGCAAACACAGAUACAAAGUAUAUUAAAUGCACUUGCAACGCCAAUAGACGACUCGCUUAUAACUAAGAGGCAAAAAGAUAAUUUAAAAGAAAAACUAAAAAUCAUGUUUACAAAGAACUACAGAAUACCUUUAACAGACGAUUUAAGGGAUGCCCUCAAAGCUGAAAUUAAUGUUGUAUUAAAUGAGAUGCCGUUAACUAAUAACAGGAAAAAUAAAUUAGAGUAUGAACUAUUUCAUUCACUAGAUUCUCACUUAGACCAUCAAAGAGAUAUGAGGUACCCUGGACAUUGGAUAACUCAACAGAGAGAAAGCAAUGAAUUUAAAUUAAUGAAUACAGAUAAUGAACCAAAAUCAAUAGAAGGUUUGUUUAAAAUAAUUGAGAAUCAAAUUGAUGAAUCACCAAUCAAUAGACGGAAAAAAUCCGAAUUGAAAAAUAAUUUGCAAAAGAUAGCUGAAGGUUAUCUUAUAAACUCUUCUUUUGGACGUCGUAAAGAAGACGUCAAAAGUGGAAUCAGUAACAUACUCAACAACUUACCCACCAAUGAAGCUGAUAUUCUUAAAAAUUAUAUGAAAAAAUCGUUCGACAAUCGUCCAGAGACUUUCAGCUGUCAAGGGACAUGCAAAGAAGAGAAAGACUUAAAACAGCACCAACUAGAAACAUUUUUCCGUAAACUUGAACAAACGAUAGAAGGAAAACAAAUCCCUGCAACAAAAUCCAACUUUCUGAAGAAAAAACUGAACGAUGUUUCUUUUCUUGGAUUUGAACAAUUGUUAACUGGGCAACAGAGGAAUAUAGUUUAUGAUAUCUUAGACAUUCUACCGAUAUCGGAGGAAGAGAAGAACAGAUUUUUAAAAGAAUUUGCUGACAUUUUACAUGUAGACUGGAAUAUAGGUAAAGAAAGUGAAAGAGCAAAAUCUAUACCAUAUACUGCUAAACAAGGUCUCAGAGAUCCUAGAGCUCCGACUUCUUUCGAAAAAGAUAUUAUAUUAAGAGCUAAGGAGAGAGUAGUAGGAGACAUUGAGCGAAAAAUUGAAGAAACACCCAUGGCGAUUUCGAAGAAAAUUAAAUUGAUGGAGAAGUUAGAAAAAAUAACUGCUGAUAAUCUGCAGGGACCUCUAUCUGAAGGCAUGCGAGAUUAUGUAAUAAAAAAUAUAGGAGACAUCAUACAACAAUUACCUAUUGAGGAAGCGGAAAAAUAUGAACUUACGCACAAGGUUGAGAUAAAUAUUAAGAUUAUAUGUGAUAAAAGUCAAAUAAAAGAACUGCGAGGCAAAGAAAAUCCUGAGGAAAGAUGGAAAAGCCAGAAUUCACAGUCAAAAAACUUAGAUGAAUAUAAAUCACGGUAUAAAAAUUAUGAUGCAGAAGCAAUUGCAAUAAACGAAAUAGAUGCAUUUAACGCUAGGUUCCAAAAACUCAGUAGAGAUUCAGUGCCAGUGGUUAAAAAAUUUGUAAAUAAACAAGAAAAUACCAAAGCGUUUGCAGAGAAGUAUGGUGAUUACAGAACAAAUCCUACACCCAGUACAUCUUCAAAACCAAAUGAUAUGUUUAAGUCGAGAGAAAGUAUAGUACAAAUUAUUGAACAUAAACGUUCAAGAGGCAAACGCAGCCGAGAUGUUGUAGAAGAUAAUAAUGAUAAUGAUGAGGAUUAUCAAGCGAAAGACAAAAGAUCAAGUACACGUACAGUAUAUACAGACGAACCUGAUAAAUCAAAAACAAGACGCAGAUCUUCAACAAGAGACCAUGAUACCAGGAAACAUGCAAGAGAAAAUAUAGUGCAUGAAUUUGAAAAUAAAAUCAAAGAAGCAUCCAUAUCUAGACGGAAAAGAACAGAACUUCUAGAGAAAUUAGAAAAAGUGUCAGAUAGUUUGAAAAUACCUUUUUCAGAAUCCCAUAAGAAUCGUAUUAUAAAUGAUCUAAAUGACAUUAUGGAACAAUUGCCAAUACAAGAAACAGAAAGAAAUGAAUUAACACAGACCAUUAAUGACAACAUAGAAUGUCUAAUUGAUCCUAGUCUUAAAAAAAAGGAAUUACAACUUUUAGAAAAAACUAAAGAAGACAAUAUUCAUGGAUUCGAAGAAGUCACAGAUAAAGCACUAAUAUCUUCAAAAAUAAAAAUUGAAUUAAAAAAAACUCUAAAAGAUUUGAUUAAUACAACAUUUCACAAACCGUCAGAUAGCGUUUCUUCAGAGAAUCUUAAAUAUGGUAUUUUUGAAGUUCUAGAUACGUUAAUAACUUCCAAAAAUAAGAAAAAUAUUUUAAGAGGUGAACUAUUUAAAGUAGUGGACGAAAACAUAGAAAAAUAUGAAAGUGAACUACAACAAUUACAGACGGGCAGGAGAAGUGCUGGACAAAUCAAAGAAUCAAUAAAAAAAUCUGUAGAACAUUCAGCAAUCGGUGAUGACAUUAAACGUAAAAUUCAAAGAGAAAUCAGUGAAAUGUUGAACUCUGAGCUGUGGCUUCGUGGAGACAGUGACGAAGAGGAAGAGGACGAAAAAAGCGUCAAUGGCCUUAUUGCAAGCUUUAACCUCGAUCCUGAAUAUGAAACAGAAUUAAACAAAGCGGAAGAUGAAUUAAGAAGAGUAAUCCUUGAGGGAGGUGAUGUAGAUGCCGCGAAAGAGAGGCUCAUCAAAAAGAUAAUGGACGAUACAGGUGUAACAAGAGAGCAAGCCAUUGAACUAGUCGACAAGCUACAUGAAAAAGCUAACAAAGGUAACAAAGACAACUUUCAGACUAUUAUUGAUACCUUUAACUUAGAUCCUGAAUAUGAAAAAGAAUUAAAAGGGAUCGAAGACGAAUUAACAAAGGUAAUCCUAGAAGGAGGUGAUAUAAACGCCGCGAAAGAGAGGCUCAUUAAAAAGAUAAUGGAUGAAACAGGUCUAUCAAGGGAGCAAGCCACUCUACUAGUCAAUAACCUUGAAGCAAAAGCUAAAAAAGAAAAUCAAGACUUUAAAAACCUUACUAACACCUAUAAUCUCAAUCCAGAAUAUGCAACAGAAUUAAAAAAAGCAGAAGACGAGCUUUUAAAUGUAAUCCUCGAGGGAGGGGACUUAGACGCUGAAAAGGAGAGACUCAUUAAAAAAAUAAUGGCCGAAACAGGUCUUCCAAGGGAGCAAGCCACUGAACUAGUCGAUGAACUACUAGCGAAGGCUAAUAAAGAUGCCAAAGGUAAGUUUGAGACCUUAACUAAAACAUUUAACCUAGAUCCUAAAUACGAAAGAGAAUUAAAAGGUAUUGAAGAUGAAUUAGCAAAAGUCAUCCUCGAGGGAGGUGACGUCGACGCCGCGAAAGAGAGACUCAUUAAAAAGAUAAUGGACGAAACAGGUCUACCGAGAGAUCAAGCCGCUGCAUUGGUUGAUAAGCUACACGCAAAGGUCAACGCAGACAACAAAGAUAAUUUUCCGCCGUUGACUAAGACUUUUAACCUUGAUCCUAAAUAUGAAAGUGAAUUAAAAGGUAUAGAAGAUGAUUUAAAAAAAGUAAUUCUCGAGGGAGGUGAUGUAGACGCCGCGAAGGAAAGGCUCAUUAAAAAGAUAAUGGACGAAACAGCUUCUGUGGAUAUUCUAAUUGGUGCUGACUUAUUUUGGGAUAUCUUGGGCAAUGAACAAGUAUCACUUGGUCCCAGCUAUCCAAAGUUGAGAAACACUCAAUUGGGAUGGAUAGUGUCUGGUGCUAUUAAUCUAACUAAUAUUAAUAAACAGACCAGCUGCAAUUAUUCUAUGGUUGACGCUCCUAAAGACAAUAGUCUUGAUACCGCACUCACCAAAUUCUGGGAGUUAGAAGAAUUGCCUGCUAAAAGAAUUGUGAGCGAGAAGGACAAGGCUUUUAGCGAUUUAACUAAAGACGCGUUUAUCAUGACCCUCAGACGAUUUAUCGCGCGCAGAGGCAAGCCAUUGGAAGUGUUUAGCGACAACGGCCGCAACUUCGUAGCCGCCGCGAAAGAAGUAGGGAGCUUUAUUCAACAAAAUAAAGAGCCACUAUUUGACUUUGCAAGUCAGCAGGGAAUCAAAUUUAAAUUCACACCAGCUUACGCUCCUCAUUUCGGCGGAAUUUGGGAAGCCGGAGUUAAAUCCGCUAAACAUCACCUACGUCGAGUGAUGGGCAAUAGUCAUUUAACGUUCGAAGAGAUUUCGACAUUAUUUGCGCAAGUGGAGGCGAUUCUUAACAGUCGUCCCUUGUGUCCCUUGUCAUCCUCUCCUAACGACCUCCUCUCCCUUUCUCCAGGGCACUUCAUCAUCGGGAGACCACUGACGGCACUGCCACCACUUGCAUUGGCGGACAAUCAUGACAGCCAGAGGAAACGAUACGACCAUCUCGAAUCGAUAAGACACCACUUUUGGAGAAGAUGGCAAAAGGAAUACAUAUCGGAACUGCAGCAGAGAACUAAAUGGAAAAGCAAUACUGCACAGCUACAUAUAGGAGACAUGGUUCUCAUAUCCGAAGACAACACGCCGCCAUUAUGCUGGCGACUGGGUCGAGUUCUGCGGCUGAUACCUGGUCCAGACGGAAUAGCCAGGGUUGCUGAUAUCCAAACAAUGAAGGGCUGCGUUCGGCGGUCUCUAACUCGUCUUUGCCCUCUACCCAACGCUGAUGAACUGCAGGAUCGUCUACCGAGAGACCAAGCCGCUGCAUUGGUUGAUAGGCUACAUGGAAAGGCUAGUGAUGAUGUGGAAGAUAUUAAGAACCUAACGAAGACCUUUAAUCUCGAUCCCAAGCACGAAGCGGCAUUAAAAGAAGUGGAAGACGAAUUGACAAAAGUCAUCCUCGAAGGAGGUGACGUAGACGCCGCGAAAGAGAGACUCAUUAAGAAGAUAAUGGAUGAAACAGGUCUACCGAGAGAUCAAGCCGCUGCAUUGGUUGAUAAGCUACAUGCAAAGGCUAAUGAAGAUAACAAAGAAAGGCUUAAUGGCCUUGUUCAAGCCUUUAACCUAGACCCACAGUAUAAAAAGGAAUUACAAGACGUGGAAGAUGAAUUAGCAAAGGUCAUCCUCGAGGGAGGUGAUGUAGACGCCGCGAAGGAGAAGCUUAUUAAAAAGAUAAUGGACGAAACAGGUCUACCUAGAGAGCAAGCCACUGAACUAGUUAACAGGCUACAUGCCAAGGUCAAUGCAGAGAACAAAGAAAGGCUUGAUGGCCCUCUUCAAGCCCUUAAUCUGGAUUCUAAAUAUAAAAAAGAAUUAAAAGACGUGGAAGACGAAUUAACAAAAAUAAUUCUUGAGGGAGGUGAUGUAGGUGCAGCGAAAGAGAGGCUCAUUAAAAAGAUAAUGGAUGAAACAGGUCUAUCAAGAGAGCAAGCCGCUGAACUAGUUGAUAAGCUACAUGCAAAGGCCAACAUAGCAAACCAAGGUAAGUUUGAGACUCUAACUAAAAUAUUUAACCUAGAUCCUAAAUACGAAAAAGAAUUAAAAGGUAUUGAAGAUGAAUUAACAAACGUAAUCCUCGAGGGAGGUGAUGUAGACGCCGCGAAGGACAAGCUCAUUAAAAAGAUAAUGGAAGAAACAGGUCUACCGAGAGAAAAAGCCGCUGCACUAGUUGAUAAGCUUCAUACAAAGGCUAAUAGAGAUGUGGCAGGUAUUGAGAGCCUAACUAAGAUCUUUAAUCUUGAUCCUAAACACAAAACGGCACUAAAAGAAGUGGAAGACGAAUUGACAAAAGUCAUCCUCGAGGGAGGUGACGUAGACGCCGCGAAAGAGAGACUCAUUAAAAAGAUAAUGGACGAAACAGGUCUACCGAGAGAUCAAGCCGCUGCAUUGGUUGAUAAGCUACAUGCAAAGGCUAAUGAAGAUAACAAAGAAAGGCUUAAUGGCCUUGUUCAGGCCUUUAACCUAGAUCCGAAGUAUAAAAAAGAAUUAAAACACGUGGAAGAUGAAUUAGCAAAGGUCAUCCUCGAGGGGGGUGAUGUAGACGCUGCAAAAGAGAAACUUAUUAAAAAGAUAAUGGACGAAACAGGUCUUCCUAGAGAGCAAGCCGCUGAACUAGUCAACAGGCUACAUGCCAAGGUCAACGCAGACACCAAAGAUAAUUCUAUGGCCCUUACUAAGACUUUUAACCUGGACCCUAAAUAUGAAACAGAAUUAAAAGGUAUUGAAGAUGAAUUAACAAAAGUAGUCCUCGAAGGAGGUGACGUCGACGCCGCGAAGGAGAGGCUCAUUGAAAAGAUAAUGGACGAAACAGGUCUAUCAAGAGAUCAAGCCGCUGCACUAGUUGAUAAGCUUCAUACAAAGGUUAAUAGAGAUGUGGCAGGUAUUGAGAGCCUAACUAAGAUCUUUAAUCUUGAUCCUAAACACAAAACGGCAUUAAAAGAAGUGGAAGACGAAUUGACAAAAGUCAUCCUCGAGGGAGGUGACGUAGACGCCGCGAAAGAGAGACUCAUUAAAAAGAUAAUGGACGAAACAGGUCUACCGAGAGAUCAAGCCGCUGCAUUGGUUGAUAAGCUACAUGCAAAGGCUAAUGAAGAUAACAAAGAAAGGCUUAAUGGCCUUGUUCAGGCCUUUAACCUAGAUCCGAAGUAUAAAAAAGAAUUAAAACACGUGGAAGAUGAAUUAGCAAAGGUCAUCCUCGAGGGGGGUGAUGUAGACGCUGCAAAAGAGAAACUUAUUAAAAAGAUAAUGGACGAAACAGGUCUUCCUAGAGAGCAAGCCGCUGAACUAGUCAACAGGCUACAUGCCAAGGUCAACGCAGACACCAAAGAUAAUUCUAUGGCCCUUACUAAGACUUUUAACCUGGACCCUAAAUAUGAAACAGAAUUAAAAGGUAUUGAAGAUGAAUUAACAAAAGUAGUCCUCGAAGGAGGUGACGUCGACGCCGCGAAGGAGAGGCUCAUUGAAAAGAUAAUGGACGAAACAGGUCUAUCAAGAGAUCAAGCCGCUGCACUAGUUGAUAAGCUUCAUACAAAGGUUAAUAGAGAUGUGGCAGGUAUUGAGAGCCUAACUAAGAUCUUUAAUCUUGAUCCUAAACACAAAACGGCAUUAAAAGAAGUGGAAGACGAAUUGACAAAAGUCAUCCUCGAGGGAGGUGACGUAGACGCCGCGAAAGAGAGACUCAUUAAAAAGAUAAUGGACGAAACAGGUCUACCGAGAGAUCAAGCCGCUGCAUUGGUUGAUAAGCUACAUGCAAAGGCUAAUGAAGAUAACAAAGAAAGGCUUAAUGGCCUUGUUCAGGCCUUUAACCUAGAUCCGAAGUAUAAAAAAGAAUUAAAACACGUGGAAGAUGAAUUAGCAAAGGUCAUCCUCGAGGGGGGUGAUGUAGACGCUGCAAAAGAGAAACUUAUUAAAAAGAUAAUGGACGAAACAGGUCUUCCUAGAGAGCAAGCCGCUGAACUAGUCAACAGGCUACAUGCCAAGGUCAACGCAGACACCAAAGAUAAUUCUAUGGCCCUUACUAAGACUUUUAACCUGGACCCUAAAUAUGAAACAGAAUUAAAAGGUAUUGAAGAUGAAUUAACAAAAGUAGUCCUCGAAGGAGGUGACGUCGACGCCGCGAAGGAGAGGCUCAUUGAAAAGAUAAUGGACGAAACAGGUCUAUCAAGAGAUCAAGCCGCUGCACUAGUUGAUAAGCUUCAUACAAAGGCUAAUAGAGAUGUGGCAGGUAUUGAGAGCCUAACUAAGAUCUUUAAUCUUGAUCCUAAACACAAAACGGCACUAAAAGAAGUGGAAGACGAAUUGACAAAAGUCAUCCUCGAGGGAGGUGACGUAGACGCCGCGAAAGAGAGGCUCAUUAAAAAGAUAAUGGACGAAACAGGUCUACCGAGAGAUCAAGCCGCUGCAUUGGUUGAUAAGCUACAUGCAAAGGCUAAUGAAGAUAACAAAGAAAGGCUUAAUGGCCUUGUUCAGGCCUUUAACCUAGAUCCGAAGUAUAAAAAAGAAUUAAAACACGUGGAAGAUGAAUUAGCAAAGGUCAUCCUCGAGGGAGGUGAUGUAGACGCCGCGAAGGAGAGGCUUAUUAAAAAGAUAAUGGACGAAACAGGUCUACCUAGAGAGCAAGCCGCUGAACUAGUCAACAGGCUACAUGCCAAGGUCAACGCAGACAAUAAAGAUAAGUAUACGGCCCUAACUAAGACUUUUAACUUGGACCCUAAAUAUGAAAAAGCAUUAAAAGACUUUGAAGAUGAAUUAACAAAAGUAGUCCUCGAAGGAGGUGACGUCGACGCCGCGAAGGAGAGGCUCAUACAGAAGAUAAUGGACGAAACAGGUCUAUCAAGAGAUCAAGCCGCUGCAUUAGUUGAUAAGCUACACGCAAACGCCAAAAUAAGAAACAAAGAACAAAUCCAGCAUAUAAGGCGACGAAGAGAUGAACCACCGCUGAAAAGGAGGAAGGUGGCAGCAGUACCAAUAGAUAGAAUAAAACAUCAGAUAAAAACAGAAAUAUCCGGAGUACUGUCCUUACAUAAUGUUGAGACAAACAAUAAAGAAUUAUUAGUAGAGGACAUUGUUUACGCUUUACAAGAAUUAGUUGAGACAGCAGAAGAUGCCAACGGUGCUAGAUCAAGUUGCAGUGAGUGUAUGCAGCAGUCUGGCAGGCCACCAUCUCGAGCUGAGGAAAUGUCCAGCAAGCUUAAUGUUAAAGAUAGAUCUGUAAAUAAAUCGAAUGCUAAAGCCAGCCUAUGUAUAUCCGGUAAAGGAAUCAAGCUGCUUGAAAGGAUUACGAAGCCAAAAAUCAAGCAAGACGAAAUACAGUACACAAACUACAUAUUAGAUAUUGUCCGAAAUUGGUUGAAUGUGGUUCUUAUAACGGAUUUGACAACGGAACAGAAGAAUAAUGUCAUAACUCAAUUAACACAAGACAUAGUUGAUAGAAAGAAAUAUCAUCAAAUAAGUAGGAAGGCAAUAACGCCAACCUACGCAGAAGACCUGGAGUACUUGAAGCUACAAACAUUUAGGAGAUUGAAUAAGUUAAUGUCGAUGUAUGCACUAAAACAAGUAAUCAAACAAACUGAACAGAUGUUAGCCAGUAUUGACGAAAUCAAAGUUCCAAUUAUGACCCUGCCAAUAGGAUCUAGCGUUGUACUAGCCUCAGAAACCCAAGAGAAAAGGAGAAAAGAUAGUAAAACUCCAAAAAUAUUCAAAAGUGUACUGCCACAAAUUGAUGUAAAUAAAUCAUUAAAAGAAGAAAUAUCUGAUAUCUUCACAAAGCAAGAAAUUGAUCCCGACAAAGUUAAGCAUGUAGAAGAUGAUGUUGCAGGCGAACUACAAAGUAUUGUGGUUAAAACUGGAGACGUAGAAAGUGCAAAACAAAAUAUCAUUGACAAAAUUAUGCCAGAGGCCAAUUUAACAAGGGAGCGAGCAAGUGACGUAGCUGAUAAAUUAAUUAAUAGAGCAAAAGAAAUGUCAAUAAUUGCUAAAGCUACCGACUCGGAUUUAUACAACAAAAUAAUGAAAUCUUCAACGUCUGGUCGAAAGCGCAGACUGACGGAAUUGUUGCCCGAUGAAUUUAUAAACAGUCCUGAACAACUACAUCCAAAACAACGACUAUACUCUAUUGGUGGUGUUCACCAUAAUAUUAAUGACGAAAAUGUAUUGGACGAAGUUUUAAAGAAGGAGUACAUAAAGAGACGAUUUAAAGACCUAACAUCAAAACUGCUUAUUGAAGCUAUCGAUGAUUCAUCGAUAUCGACACCACAUAAAAUUAAUAUGAAACAAAACAUAUUGAAGAAUGUAGAUGAAAACAUUGAUAAGUUUCCGUUAGAAAGUGAACAAGACAGAAUAGUUCUCAGAGAGAACAUACUAAAAGACAGCAUUCAGUUGAUUGAAGGAACUACGAUGUCCGCUGAUAGUAAAAUUGACUUGACUAAUAAAUUAAGGGAAGCUUUAGCUUUAAAUUUCGAGAAAAAUUAUAAUGAAAUUGGAGAAACACUUUCGCGCAAACCGUCACCGAAGGUAGUAAAGGCAAAUAAAAUUCAAAGCGCAAUUGACGAACAGACAAAAGAACUCAAAUCAAAAGGGCGUACUUUACCUCGAAUAGACGUUGAUAAAUCAUUAAAAGAAGAAGUAUCUGAUGUAUUUCAUAAAUAUAACGUAGACCCAAGCGAAGUUAAAGGUAUAGAGGGAUCUAUUAUAGAUGAAUUAGAAAAUGUAACAGUAAAAGGUACUAAUCAUGAAGAUGCAAGGAAAAACAUAAUUGAUAAAAUUAUUCUGAAAACUAAUUUGCCAGAACACAGAGCUUGUGCCUUAGCUGAUGAACUUAUUGGGCGAGCUAGAGAAAUAUCGAUAGUUGCUAAGGCUACAGACUCCGAUACGUACAAUAAAUUCAUAGAAUCAUCUAAUUUCGGUACGAGACGAAGAUUAACAGAGUUGUCUGAUAGAGAAUUCCUUGACAGUCCUGAAAAACUGAAAGUGAACGAUAAAAACGUUAUAUAUUCUAUAGACGGAGUCCCUUGCGAGGCUGAUGACGAUACGGCUUUAGACAAAGUAUUAAAGAAGAAAUUACUGAAAAACAAAUUCAUAGAAUCAUUAUCAAAACUCGUAAAUGACACUAUAGAUGAUUCUUUUAUAUCUGAUUCAGAAAAAAAAUAUUUGAAAUCAAAUAUAGUAGGUAAACUAAAAGAAGACUUGAAGAAGGCACCAAUCGAUAGCAAAACUGAUAGAGAUGAGGUAAAAGACCAAAUUUUAAAAGAUUGUAGUGAUAUCGUUUAUGAAACCACCAUACCGAUAAACGAAAAACAAGAAAUAAUUUUUUCAUUGACAGAUGCAUUAACAAACAAUUUUGAAGCACUAUAUAAAACACUAAAUCCAAGUGAUUCCAAUGAAAAAGUUAUUAAAAACGACAAUGAUCGAUAUAAUAGACCAUCGCGCGGUGCGAAACCUAUAGAUAAUAGAAGACGAUCGAGUGAUAUGAAAUUAAAUGAAGAUAAAAGGCCAUACAGCUUUAUGGGAACUAGUGAUGACAAAAGCGAACAUAGAUCGUCAAGUGCUGGGAGAACAAAGAAAGAUAGCUCAUCAAGUGCUAAAAGAAUAAGUUAUGACAGAAGACCAUCAACUGAGAAGGUAGCAAGUGAAGAAAAAAGACAAGCAAGUCCUAUGAGAAUAAGCAUAGAUAGAUCAUCAAGUGCUAAGAAUAUAAGCGAAAAUAGAACAUCAAGUCCUAGGAGAAUAAGUUAUGACAGAAGACCAUCGACUGAGAAGAAAGGAAAUGAAGAUAAAAGACAAGCCAGCCCUGUGAGGAAGAGCGUAGAUAGAUCGUCAAGUGCUAGGAGACCAAGCGAUGAAAAAAGAACGUCAACUGCUACAAAAGUACGUGAAGAUGAAGGAACAAGUGCCAUGCUAAUAAGCGAUGAGAGAAGCCCUUUAAUAGACAUGGAGGCAAACGAAAAUAGAAAAUUAUUAGGUAUACCAAAAUUUACGAACCCUAAAAAUGACCCAAAAGCUGUUGAAGAAGGAACAAUAAUUGAAGCCAAACUAGGAGAAUUAGACGAUGAAAUUACAUUGAGAGAAGAAACAAAUGAUGUGAAUGAAGAAACUGAUACAGAAACCAACGAAUUGGAAAAUAUAGAAGAUAAUGCUGUUAAUGAAUUAGAAAGUGCGAUCGUCAAAGGUGAUGAGGUAGAUACAGAAACACGAAACUUUAAAGAUACUAUAGCAACAGAAACAAAAUUACCCAAGCCUCUAGAUGAUGCACAGCAUGAUAUUGAUAACAAAGACGCAAUAGAAAUGGUUUUGAAUAACCAAAUAGAGAAAAACCAAUUCAAAGAAACAUUAUCUAAGGACAUUGAUGACGCUAUGAGGCAGGUUUCCUUAACAGACGAAGACCAGAACAAUUUAAAAGCAUCUAUCAACAAUAAAAUAGAUGAAAUUAUAGACAAAGCGCCGUUUAGUGAUGAAAAUGAUAGAGAUACCAUUAAAGAAGAGAUUUUAAAAGAUGGGAAUCAUAUAAUUAAUGACACCUCGCUUACAGAGGCUAAGAAAUGCGAAUUGAAAAUAUUGCUAAGAAAUGCUUUACUACCAAACGCGGAGUUAAGUUUUGAAAUGUUGAUAAAUGAAAGUAAUAUGUUGUUACAACCUGAUGCAGCUUCAACGCCACAUAGAGUCUCAUUGGCUACACCAGUAUUAAAAGGACCUGAAGACCAAGAAUACAUGGAUAAACUUACAGAUUGCGUAACCGAGUGGUUCGAAACGGUGCCCAUUGAAAUAGAACCAGAAAACAAGUUAAUUUUUACUGACGAACUUGUGAUUGAUCUUGUAGACAGACAAAAAUAUCGGAAACUAUCACAUGACACGUUUACAAACAAAAAUGAAAAAGAUAAUUUGAAAUAUCAAGUUUUUAAACGACUUAGUAAAGUGGUCGAUGCUGGCUCUUUACCUCUUGUUAUGGAGCGUAUUGACAAAAAAGCAGACAAGAAACGAAGAAGGAAUUCACCAUGUCGACCUAAAAGAAGAAUUCCAACAGGAUUACCAAUAGAAAAAAUAAAAGAGCCGUUGAGAGAAGAAAUAUCGGACAUCCUCGUCAAGCAUAAAGUCAGACCGAGUAACGCAAAUAAACUGAUAGAAGAUAUCUUCUAUCGAUUAGAAGAUUUGGCUGCAAAUGGUGGUGACCCAUUCGUUGCAACCACCAGCUGUAGCAAAAGCUUAUUAUUACGAUCCUAUGUAUCACGCCCACAAGCUCGAAAAAUAUCAAACAAAUUAGUGAAUAAAGCUAGAGAAAUAUCUCUAAUACUCAAAGCUAAGGACUCAAAAGAGAAAAUUAAAUCGAACAGUUUUGACAGCCCUAAACACAAAUUCACAAAUGUUACACAAGAAAUCUAUAUCGCUCCAGAAGCAAUCAAAAUUAACAAAAACAAAAAACCUGCUUCAACUGAUAUGAAUUUCAUUUCGAAAGCAGACGAAAUGGAUAAUAUUUCAGUCAAGAUGGAUGUUAUAAAUAUUCCAAAAGAUAAAACACUCUCAGUCCUUAAAAAUCAAAUUAAAAAUGCACUGUAUAGAAAUAUCAAGCAGAUUUUAAAUGAAGCGGCAUUACCAUCAUGUUUGGGAUAUGAACUGAGAGAUAAUUUAAGCAAUGUUGUGGAAAAAGAUUUGGACAAAUCUGUGUUGAAAGAAAAAAAGGAUAUUAGUAAUCUAAAACAAGUGAUAUUACAGGACAUAUAUGAAGUAAUCGACGACGCACCGAUCAACACCAAUGACAGCGAAAUGUUUAAGUCCAAAUUAACGGAAGCUGUAGACAAAAACAUUAACGAAGUCAUACUAACAGAUACUAGUAUACAAAAAGAAAGAUUAUCAAGAAACCUUGAUGACGUCAUCUCUCAGUUACCAGUAUCUGGUACUGAGAAACAUGAUUUGAAAAACACGUCAACUACAAUUUACAGUGAAUCAAAACAGAAGUUGAAAAAAAACCAAGUAACUCCACGUCAAAAAAGGAAUACCAAAUCUAGGAAGAAAUUCGCUCCAAAAGCUAACUCGACAUUUAAAAAUGGUGAUCAUUUAGAAAUUAUAGAAGAAACGCAAGCCACAAGUGAUACUGCACAGAAGACAACAGAAAACUUAGAAAAGGACUACACGGAAGAAGUUAUCGAAAUUGUUAAAGCUUGGCUGGAGAAAAUUCCACUAGAUAUAGAAGUAUCAACCAAAGAGACGUUCAUAAACGAACUAAUAGAUGAUAUUAUGGAUAGAAAGAAUUACGUAACACAUGCUCCUGUGAAGCCUUCAUUUGCAGAAGAUCUAGAAUACUUAAAGGUGCAAGUGCUGAAAAGGACGACUGAUUUCUUGACGCCGGACUCACAGAAAAUAGUUCUUGGGAGUUGCAAGGCCCUAUUGAAUAAGAUAAAUGAAAUGCACGUUCCAGGAGUGAUCGGCCCACGAGGGGCAGUGCCACAGGGACAGCUACAGUCAGGUUCAAUGGAAGAUGGAGGAGCUGGUUUACCAUCUACAAAGGCACUAAAAGCCUUCCAGGACUCAUUGAUUCGAGAAAUGGACUCGUUCUUGGGUCCUCUGGAUAUGCCUGAUGAAACGAAAGACAAACUGAAAAGAACUCUACUGAAGGAAUUAGACAGACUACUUAAAAACAAAACUGAUCCAGACAUAAUCAUGCAAAAUUUGAUAGCUAUAAUAAAACGCUUAACAAAUUUAAGCGAUAAUGAAGCUAUUGAACUUGCUCGAAGGCUUAUGAAUAAGACUAAAGAAAAGGGUUUCCUUCCAAGAGUUUGCUGUACCCCAAAACGCCUGUCAUUUGGUAGGGAUGCUGUUUGUGUCCAAAGAAAGGCCUUCAGAGAUGCCAUCUUGAGAGAGGUUGGUGACGGAUUCUUUGGGUGUCAGCUUUCAGAAGAGAAAAAGAAAUAUUUGGAAGAUCUGUUGAUAGAAGACUACGCUAAAGAAUAUGGCAUCACUCUAACCGAAUGCUGUCCUACAGAUGAUAUUAGAGAUGAGAAUGAUAUUACAACAAUAGUUAAUGACUGGAUUAGUACUAUACCAGUCACUAUGAGCAGUGAUGAAGAUUAUAAGAGAUUCGUACAUCAAAAGAACGAAUUAAUUCCAAAAAUCAAGGAAGCUUUACCAGCUAGUGAUUAUGGUAGAAUUAGAGAAGAUGCCAAGACCUUCUUGCUAAAGAUACCUUUACAUCCUGAUUACAAAGAAAAUGAAGAACAACAAGAUAAGAAAGUGGAAGACCUUAUCGACAAAUUUCUAUGUUUGCCACCAAAAGCUAAAGGACACCGCUAUGGAAUGAGCUUCAGUGGUCUCACCGAAUACAUAGACUCUUGGAUAGACAACUUACACAUUUCUGAUGACACAAGAGAUGAAGAAGCUAUUAAGGAUAUGAAGAAAGGUAUGACGUACAGCUUAGUGCACAAAUUAGGAGAAAUGAAUAUUGAUCCAGAAAUAUUCAACGACGACUCACUAUAUGAAGAAGUACUUAAGGAUGAGCUACAGAAUAUGCUGGGCGAUGUUACUAUAACUGAUGCAAAUAUAAAAGCUCUCAAAGAUGAUCUAAUUGAUAAGGUAAAAUCUGCACAACAGAGAGCUCAUGAUGAGAUUAUUGGACAGAAUUAUAAAAAUAAACUACGCCACGCAAUGACUAAUAUCCUACCACCCGCAUGUGCUAUGUCGAGAGAAGAACAUGCGGCUAUGGAAUUAUUAAAAGAUCAACUGGCUGACGCUUUCAUAGACUUAAAUUAUUCAGGAGACGAUGAAAAUCUAAGAGCACGAUUGAAAAGAAAAAUAACGAGUGAAAUUCACAUGUUUUGUAAUGACUACUUAAGUUCACAUCCUGCAUCACCUCUGAGUAAUAAACAGCUGAACCUUGAGCUUUUUAACGCUUUGACUAGUGUACCGCUACCUUCUGGAGAUUCUAUCCGAUAUGAAGUAGAACAAGCAAGAAUUAGAGAAGUGAUAAUUGAAUGGAUUAAAGAAUUGCCUCUACAAUAUCAAAACCCCUCCGAGCUCUUAGCCAGAAAUAGACUUAUUUACGUACUGUCAAAGAAAUUGUUUGAUAUCGAAACUGCAGUUGAAGAUUCGCCAGACGAACCUAUGAGAAAGGAAAUAAUAAAAUUCCUACAUAAAAUGCCAUUCAAAUCUGAAAAUGAUAACAACCACUUUGCAAAUAAUUUAAUAGAUAAACUAAAUUCAUCGAAAGAAUCGAGAAGAUUUGAUGAUGGCUCCGAUGAAAUUGAUGCAUAUGGAAAUAUCUGCGACAGUUCAUGUCCUCGAGGUGGCGCUGCUUCGAAUUAUAGAAGGACAGCCAUGACGCAAGAGAGAAUUUGUUCCAGACGUUCUUCGUACCCACCAUGCACUCUAAGCGCUGAAGACAAGGCUCACUUGGACAGAAUAAGACGUAGAUCAUGCGUAACUCCAAAUUGCGUUAAAGCAUUAUUAAAAAAUGACAAAUGCAGUGCUGCAGUUGGACCGCAACCAAUGGAUGCGCAAAGCCAAACAGAACUGAGGCCGCAGGGUUUUGACAAGGAUAAACAAAGUUCAAUUUGCACAGGAACCAAUGAAAAGAUGACUAGACCAUGCCCAGGCAUGUCUAGUUCGCCUCGAAGAUCUCCGUGCGGUUUGAGGAGGCAUACAGUAUCUGGUACCAGACUACAGCGUGACGCACAGGAAGAAGUUCUGCCACAAAUAACCGUAAAGAAGUACUACUGGGAUUCCAAUGAAAAGUCUAACUUCCAGGACUCUGGAUCACAACAAGCUCGUGCCCCUUAUUCUUCUUCCUUUUCGCCGUCUAGACCUGGAACCUGUCAUCCUUCAGACUUCCCCUGCCAGCGGCCAGCAUCCUACCAACGUCCUAGUACCCCUCCCUAUCAUCGGAAACAGACAGAGACUGUGCCCUGCCAAGCUGGCACACCGCCCUACAAAAAAUCAAGCCAAUCGCCGUACCACCGUGACUGUUAUAAACACGACUAUCAACAACAAUCCACCAGUCCUCAUAGAGUCCCUUGCAACUACGAUCACUCAAUUACUCAGGGUCCUGACACAAAACCCACAAAGCCUGUCGGACGGUUCUAUCAUUGGUCUCCGCAGAGAUCGUUCCAAGAGAGAAUUUCUCAAUCUUCACAACGAUCGACCCCACGCUCUCGGUCUCCUCAGCAGAGUCCCUGCAUGAGCCGAUCUCAGUCGCCCUAUGGAAUGAAUCACGAGUCCACACCAUUAAGCUGUUCCAAUAGAGUGAAAAGAAACGGUCUUCAAGAGCAAAUUCCUUGUACUAACAGCAGGCCAUCCAGGAAGGAGAGAGUCACCGAGUUAGGAUCUUUAGAUGAUAUACAACAUCCGAGGGCAAAGAAAAAUAACAGUAGUUUUGACUGGUCUUACGGUCAGCAUCCAGAAGACGAUAGCUUUUGGGGUACACCUUGCAUGAGGCGCGUGAUUUUGGAUGAAGGAAUAGACGAGCCACUGAUGAUGGAGAGGGAAGAAAGAGAAGAAAGAGUGACUUGUAAGUGCAAAGAGAGGGUUUACCCCAAGGCCAUGAGGACAGGCUGUAUGCAUUCCUCCCGGGAUCAGGACGGCCGUAAUGGGAACAGAUGCUCUAAAUGCUGCGGUGUGCACUGUCCCUAUCCCAGCUUCUUGUAUUUCAGAGAGUAAGUGGUGUGUUGUCCUUUUUGUUGUGAUGUUAUUUUUGCUUAAAUAAAAACCAUUAAAAUAAUCACAUUUUGUAAUUUUUAUUUUACUAGCUGUACCCUAUAUGAUAUAUUGCGCCAUUUUAGAACGUUAACUUAAGUUCUUUGGAAGCACACUAUUGGACUGUCUACAGAAAA